UAUGAAAUUUGAUGUCGCUGCGACGUUUAUCAAAUUCUCAAGCUGUCAUUGUUGGCAUUGUCUUACGUGUAUUAGUUCUUAAGUAAGCAAAAGAUUAAACACUGCGAAAGAAGAAAGAAAAAACCUAAUAUUCCAUCGAUGAUUUCGAAUUUCUUUUUCAUUUAAUCCUAAUUUAACGCACUUAAUCAAUAAAACUUUACCUCAAUACCUAGUUGUUGAUUGUUAGACGUGGUGUAAUCAAUAGUGACAAAAUGUUGGUAGAUUUAGAGAAAAUUUUCCGUAGUUUAUUAGCGUUUUUGUAUUUCGGCAUUUUUGUUGCGGCCGAUGUACCACGACCAAGGGGGGUUUCAUUGAGCUUGGCCAGUUUGUAUGCACCCAGUGACACAUUCACAUGCCUAGAUGGCAAAUUGACCAUCAAAUACACACAAGUCAAUGACGACUAUUGCGAUUGUGAAGAUAGCAGCGAUGAGCCGGGAACGAGUGCGUGUCCAAACGGUAAAUUCCAUUGUGAGAACACGGGCCAUCAAUCGAUGGUAAUUCCAAGUUCACGCGUGAAUGAUGGAGUUUGCGAUUGUUGUGAUGCCUCUGAUGAAUAUGCAUCGAAGGCCGAAUGUACUAACAAUUGUGAUGAAUUGGGCCAAGAGGCGAGACAACGACAGAAAGUCAUGGCCGAUCUCUUGAAACGUGGUAGUUUGAUUCGAUCAGAAAUGAGCACCAAAGGGAAGGCAUUGAAAGAGGAACAAAGCUCACGGUUGAACACAAUUCAACAGUCAAUCGAUCAGGCUGAUGCGUUGAAGAACGAAAAGGAAAAGAUUAAGGAAGCCGCCGAAAAAUUGGAAUCAGCAGCACUUGAGAUGUACAAACAAAUCAUCGAUGAGGAAAAACAACGAAAAGCCGAUUUGGCUGCACAGGAGAAUAGAGCCGAGGCUGAGGAGAAAUUCAAGCUAUUCGAUUCGAAUGGUGAUGGUGUGAUUGAAAUUAGCGAAAUAACAACACGGGUGCAAUUCGACUCGAAUCGUGACGGACAAGUUGAUGAAGAGGAAGCUAAGUAUUUCUUGGAUCACCACGACCAAGUCGAUUUGGAAACAUUCGUCACACUCUGUUGGCCACGUAUGAAACCGUAUUUGAUGCUCGAUGCUGGCCUAUUCAAACCACCAGCAAAAACAGAAGAAGUCGAAGCCAAACACGAAGAAACCAUACGUGAAGAAGAGGCUCAUGAAGACGGCGAAAUUGCAGAAUUACAAAAUGAAGAGGACGCUGAAACAUUCGAUGAAGAAGAAACGGGAGAAGGUGAGGUUGAGCAAGUUGAGGCUCCAUCAGGUGAUCCAGAAUACGAUGAAGAGACUAAGCGAUUGAUCGAAGAAGCAACUAAGGCCCGUAGCGACUUUGAAGCAGCCCAACGUGAAUUGCGUGAUUUGGAGGCAGAAAAGCGACAAAUCGAUGAGUUGUUGAACAAAGACUAUGGACCACACGAAGAAUUCGCCAUUUUGAAUGGAGAAUGCUUCGAAUACGAAGACCGUGAAUACAUCUACCGACUUUGCCCAUUCGAUCGUGCUGUUCAAAAGCCAAAAGAUGGUGGUGAAACAAGACUCGGUGGUUGGGAUCGAUGGGAUGGAAAACCGAACAAAUAUUCAACGAUGUUAUAUUCAAAUGGUGCCGGCUGUUGGAAUGGUCCCCAGCGUUCGACAAUUGUUGAAUUGGAUUGUGGUUUAGAUAAUCGAGUAACUGCCGUCUCCGAACCAAAUCGUUGUGAAUACUUAUUUAAAUUCGAAACCCCAGCCGCUUGCAUCCACUCGCCGCAUGUCGAUAGCGAUGCAGCUACCGGCCACGACGAACUGUAGAUAAUAAUGUCAAUGAUUUUAGGGCAAAAAAAAAAAUUGAAAACACAGGAAAACAUACAACUAGAAAUAAGCCAUCACGAAGCAAAAAAAAGAGUAAUACAGAGUAAGAAGAGGGAAAUGAUAGAAGAAAAAGGAAAAAAAAACAACCAAAUGAAAUUUUUUUUUCACAAAUUAAAACUCACUUGGCAAGUUACAGUUUUACCGUUUAAAGAACAACAUAAAAAAAAAUAUACAAGAAAUUUGUCUAUUGAAAUGAUUGAGAUGAACAUUGCAAUGAGGUGUUUUCAUAUUUCAUGUAAAACUACUACAUUCCCAACUGUUUGACAGCUAACAAAGAAGAAUCAUUAUAUUUGUUUAUUUUUCUCACUCUCUCUCUCUUUCUCGGAGAUGAAAUAUUGUGUACAAUUUGUAAAUCUAAAAAUAGAGACAAGCAUUACGCAUUUUGUCACUCAUUUUCAAUUGUUGAAUACUUCAAUGUGUGAUUUUUCGGUUGAAUAUUGUAUUUUAUGAACGUGUACACCAAACACCAGUGUAAUUGUUUUUUCACCACAAACACACACAUACACACAGGAAAAAAAAUUGAUGAAAAUUGUCACGAAUCACUUGUUCCUUUUGCUGUUGUGGAAUCAAUAAACUCAUCUGAUGGAAAUGAGGAGAAAAAAA
Sitodiplosis mosellana (orange wheat blossom midge) is the source of this 2504-nucleotide messenger RNA. RefSeq names its product glucosidase 2 subunit beta (gene GCS2beta). Gene Ontology annotation, biological process: N-glycan processing. Bases 252 to 1841 code for a protein of 529 amino acids. NCBI's taxonomy places the organism in Eukaryota, Metazoa, Arthropoda, Insecta, Diptera, Cecidomyiidae. The record is from RefSeq and is a predicted model, not a curated record. Gene Ontology annotation, molecular function: protein binding; calcium ion binding. Gene Ontology annotation, cellular component: glucosidase II complex. The transcript has 4 exons.